Anopheles marshallii is the source of this 4143-nucleotide messenger RNA. RefSeq lists its product as uncharacterized. Gene Ontology annotation, biological process: neuron cell-cell adhesion; chemical synaptic transmission; modulation of chemical synaptic transmission. Gene Ontology annotation, molecular function: signaling receptor activity; neurexin family protein binding. The coding region runs from base 1 to 4143 and encodes 1380 amino acids. The record is from RefSeq and is a predicted model, not a curated record. Lineage: Eukaryota; Metazoa; Arthropoda; Insecta; Diptera; Culicidae. The transcript has 7 exons. Gene Ontology annotation, cellular component: postsynaptic membrane; synapse; cell surface.
AUGACGAGCUUACGAGUGCUCACAUUGCUUAUAGUAGUCCUGUCGGUGAGACUCGGGUACUCGCAGGUCGAAACUAUACUUGACAGCAGUGAGUACGAUGACUUGGGGUUACCCACCGCGACCGAACGUAAACCCCAGAUUGCGGGUUUCCUCUCAAAUGACGGAACCGACCUCUACCCAUCGGUAUCGAUGUCUAACGAUGGUCCAUCGAUUGCGUACCAGCAGCGUCCGUCGAUCUCAAAUUACGGCAACAAUCCAUUCAUAGCCCGUGCCGAACAGUACCGAAAGGCGCACAGUGUGGGCUUACGACAGCAAACCCUGUCCUCGCAACAACAGCAACAGCAGCAUCAACAGCAACAGCAACAAGGAUAUGAUCCGCGGGACGGCACACCGUACACACGCGACAUCGCAGUGAAGCAAGGGAUACUGCGGGGUUUCGUGCGUGUGAUGCAUCCCCAGUCCGGGUUAAAGAAUGUCGAUCAGUUCCUUGGAAUACCGUACGCUGAGGCACCGGUCGGCUCGAGACGCUUCAUGCCGCCGAGUGCGCCGAUACCGUGGAACGGGCUCAAGAUGGCUACCAAACUGUCACCGGUAUGUCCACAGAAUCUUCCCAGCCUGAACAAUGCGAACAAUAACUACUCCAAGGGACGGUACGAUCAGAUCAAACGAUUACUGCCCUACCUAAAGGUGGAAAGUGAAGAUUGUCUGUAUCUGAAUCUAUACGUGCCAAGUUACGAUGGUAUCGGACCACAGACUAAGUAUCCCGUUAUCGUGUACAUCCACGGUGAAUCGUACGAGUGGAACAGCGGUAACCCAUAUGACGGGUCCAUCCUGGCCAGCUACGGUCAGGUGAUAGUGGUCACGCUUAACUUCAGACUGGGCAUUCUCGGUUUUAUGAAGCCCGGCAUCAGCGAUCAUACGACCAGCAACUUCGGCCUGCUGGACCAGAUAGCGGCCCUGCAGUGGAUCAAGGAAAACAUUGGUGCGUUCGGUGGGGACGCGAAGCUGGUGACGGUGAUGGGCCAGGGUACGGGUGCGGCUUGUGUCAACUUUCUGAUGGUGUCACCGGUAGCCAAGGGAUUGUUCCAUCGGGCUAUUCUGCUGUCGGGAUCGGCACUGUCCGAUUGGGCCCUGACGCAGCACCCGCUGCAGUCAACGAUGCAGGUCCUGCAGGGUCUGAACUGUCCACUGAACGGUGAAAACGACGAGGUGACGGCCUGCUUGCGCCGCAAGCGCUACAGCGAAAUACUCGGCGUUAAAACUGCGUCGCCCCAGUUUUCGACCCGGUUUGGGCCGAUCGUCGAUGGGCUGGUCAUACCCAAUAUGCCGCACAAAGUCAUGGGCCAGUACAGUGACAUUUUUAGUGGAUACGAUCUGCUGUAUGGCAUGACCGAGCUGGAAUCCUAUCACAUCCUGAAUGCGGUCGCGCUCACGUACGGGCUGCUGGAAAACGAACGAGACAAUUUAUUGCGAUUUUACAUGCAAAAUCGCUUCGAAAUACGUCCCGACCUGGCCCUCGCUGCUACAUUGCGCGAGUACACCGACAUCUACAUGGACCCGAACAAGGCACUGGCCGACGAGCAUCGGGACAACCUGCUGGAGAUACUGUCCGAUGCGCGCGUCGCUGCCCCGAUGGUCCAGACCGGUCUUUAUCUGUCGAAGGUCAACCCCAAGUGCUACAUGUACGUGUUUGGCCACAACAGCGAAGCGGGCGAGUACGGACGACUAUCGCAGAGCGUGGUAGGCGAGGACUUGGCGUACGUGUUCGGUGCCCCGCUUGGACAGGUGGGUCCAUUCCAGCACCAUUACAAUGCGCGCGAGCGAUUGUUUUCCGAGGCGGUGAUGAAGUAUUUUACCAACUUUGCCAAAACCGGCAAUCCGAAGGCACCGUGGAAGGAUCUAUUUUUGAAUCUCAACCCGGAAGAUUGGUCGUACUACGAUGUUGACUGGCCGGAGUACAACAGCAUCAACCAGAGCUAUUUGCACAUGGGCAUAACGCCGGUCGUGGGCCACCGGUACCGGCAGAAGUACAUGAAGUUCUGGAACGAAGAGCUACCGGAAGAGCUGAAGAAGAUUACCAGUUCGAAGGCGUACGCUCCGUACUCGGACUUCUUCAGUCCGCCGGGUGCUGGUAAGGGUAGCGUCGGUGCGGGCAUUGGUCGGAUUCGGGGUGGCACUACACCCCAUCCCGAUUAUCCUACCGGUCACAUUAACCUGUAUCCGAUCCACGUAGACAUCGAGCGUCCGACGGAGGAUCCGUUUAAGGAGCUGCUGUAUCAGAUGAAGGACCCUCUGGCUGGGCCCGGUAUGUACAAUGCUCCCGCCACGUCCUCUGCUGCUGCUAUACCGGAUAAGGGAGCAAGUCCUGCCCAGCUGGCUGCCGGUGUGGAUCAUCAGAAGCACCAAAAGCAUCUGAAACAAGUUCAACAGUCCGCGAAGGAUCCAUUUGGAUCACCGGGUGACGUAGAGCUGGAUGGAAGUGCGACGGAAAUCAUGAAAAGUGAAUCGACGCUCACUGUUCUGAUAGCAGUCGCCAUCGUGUUUCUGCUGUUUAACAUCGUCGUCAUCGUGGGGUAUCUCGUGCGCCGUCAUCUUGGCAAGGGUGGAGUGGGAGCUGGAGGGCGCAAGGUGAAACGAAAGUACGACGAUUCAAUGCUGGAGAGCGCGGCCGCCGUCGUGGUGUCCGGCGUGAGUCUCGGCGAAAAGGAAGACGGAUGCAAUCAGCUGCAUGCCCAUCACCAUCAUCAUCUGCAUCACGGUUCUUACCUGUUGGACGAGGCUGCAACGAUGAUGCUGAGGAAAUCGAAUUCGUACGAACCGGUGGCAAAGCAACCGUUUGGGGACGAUGUUCACGGACCGGUUUCGAUCGGUGUCGAUGCGGUCGAUUCGCAUACGAAGGUGUGUGAUUGGAUGGUGGCAUCGUCAGGCUGCCGGAUUCCACCGGUCGUGCCUCCGCACAAGAUCAGUGUUGCGAUUGAUGCUACACCACAAGCGCGUGGCAACAGUGUGCUACGGCAGGAACCGAUAGAGAUAACGAAGGCAAAAUCGUUUGAGUAUGGACCGACGGACGAAGUGGACUGUGCUGCCCGAGGUUGUCCUGGGGAUGACACGGUUCGGGAAGCUGAUUCGAGCGGUACCGGCAGCAGCUCUUCCGGGACUACGUCAUCCUGCUCUAGUUCAGCGGCCACCGAUGAGCUGAAACAGGCGAUGCCUGCUGGCAUUUAUUACAACUGUCCGGAAUAUUCGUUGCGACGGUUCGGUGCGGCCGAGGGUGGAGAAGAAGAGGUAACAAGCUUCAUCGAACCGGAGAUCCCGGGAGAUAUAAACGUAACGUCCCGUGAUGAAAGUACCGAAAAGGAUCUCCUUUCGCCUGAAGAAGCGCUUCGAGUAAUUCAGAGGAGGAAUUUCCCCAAAGUGCUCCCGGACCAUCCACGGUCCGGUGGAGUCGGAGGCGCAACGCUCGGUACCUCCAUGAAACGACGCUCGCUGCCUCCACAGUCACUGUACGGUCCGCUACCCCACGGUAGUCACAGUUUGCGUCGAGAUGCGUCUGGCGGUGGACGAUUGAUUCCGGCACCACCACCACGUAUCUGUUCCACCCUCGGUCGACCGGCAGCCGUUCGACAGGCGCGAACAAGCCACAACUUCAUCAGCUCACCACCGAUAGUGGCCGAGGAGCCACCGGUCGAAGAGGAACCUCCGAUCGCGCUGAACACGCUGCACGUGGGCCCAUUGUUACCGACACACCAGGAAAGCACCUACAUGACAAUAUCUCGCCAGAACUCGGUGGACUCGGAGGGUGAUCCAAGCUCGCUGGCGAACGAAUCACAGACAGAGCACGAACACGUUGCGGAUGACGUCGAGGAACAACCACCGGUCGACAUCAUUUGUAUAGAGCAUAAGCCGGAAAACCACUACAGCUACGUGCGGCCAGUUGGCUUAAUGCGAACACCGUCCUCAUUUAAGUGUUUCGAUACACCACGAACGGGUAGUGGGGAAAUGCGAAGUGCGGGCGAUGGUGAAACGUUGCAGCCUGCGCCAUGCGAUGGAGACGCCCAGCUACCCGUACGGGAUAAGUUUAGUUCCGAUUCUUCCGCUACCGACACGACAUCCGGGAGUACCGGCACGAUAAAGAAACUGUAA